GGUUAGUUGACCCGAAUUUGACCCAUGAGGGUCUUCUGCAAAAUCUCUUAGACGUGAGCCGUUCCCUGCCCCCCACAAAUGAACCGAGCAUUGCCUUUGUUGAAACGCCUGAUCUGCCACCUACCUAUCUAAAGCGACAACAGUGGCAUGGAGUAAAGACGGGGGAAAUGAAACGAAAACUCCACUACAACUACUACUGUAAUUAUUUGGAUUCGACGCGAGACCCUACCAUAGCCCGUUCUUCUCACUUACCGCCCUGCCGUCUUUUACUAUUGCUGCCCGAAAUACGACCCUCUGCACGGGGUGCGUGUCUUUCGUCUCUCCUAUUCCCUUAG
Molecule: messenger RNA, 335 nt
Organism: Ilex paraguariensis (yerba mate)
Lineage: Eukaryota; Viridiplantae; Streptophyta; Magnoliopsida; Aquifoliales; Aquifoliaceae
Source: the annotation of a GenBank genome assembly